Symsagittifera roscoffensis is the source of this 1384-nucleotide messenger RNA. RefSeq lists its product as uncharacterized. Gene Ontology annotation, molecular function: translation initiation factor activity; RNA binding. NCBI's taxonomy places the organism in Eukaryota, Metazoa, Xenacoelomorpha, Acoela, Convolutidae. The transcript is spliced from 4 exons. The coding region runs from base 44 to 634 and encodes 196 amino acids. Gene Ontology annotation, biological process: translational initiation. The record is from RefSeq and is a predicted model, not a curated record. Gene Ontology annotation, cellular component: cytoplasm.
UGUUGUGAUAAACUUAUUAAAUAGAUUCCUGUGCACGCAAACAAUGCCUAAGAAUAAAGGAAAGGGAGGAAAAAACAGACGGAGAGGAAAAAACGAAAAUGAGCCUGUCAAAAGAGAGUUGAUUUAUGCUACCCAUGACCAGGCGUAUGCCAAAGUGACGCAAAUGCUGGGAAAUGGUCGCUUACUUGCCGAAGACCUAGGUGAUUCCGGAAAGAAGAGGCUGUGUCACAUAAGAGGGAAGCUUCGAAAGAAAGUAUGGAUCAAUGCUGGUGACAUCAUCCUACUCAGUCUGAGAGAGUUUCAAGAUGAAAAAGCGGACGUGGUCGCCAGAUAUCUUCCGGAGGAGGCGAAGCGGCUGCAGAAGGAGGGCGAGAUCUCAGCUAACGUCGACUUGUCAACCUUGGUCGAGGGCAACAAUCAGUCGAAUCAGGACUAUGCUGACAUCGCUUUUGCGGCCGGGGACGAUUCAGACGACGAGGACAAAAACAUACAUCGAAACGUGGACUUCCCACAACAGCCACAUGCAAAUCUGCCGUUGAGCGAAUCGGAGAGCGAGGAAGAGGAGGACGAGGACGAGGAUUUAAUGAAUUACAACAAUGAGAAACUGUCAAACUUCGUGCUCGACUCGGACUAGUUCUUUGUUCUGCUCUGAUAAUAGGUUAAUUACAGCUGUUCUCAGUUUUGAUAUGUUGUUGCAACAUCAAAUGCAUUUUAUGAAUUUUAACAUCACAUUGAAACAGAAAAUAAAUUAGUUGGAACAAUUCAACCAAGAUUUUACGUUGCAGCUUUGUGUUAAUUGAAGUAUUGAUAGCUGAAUUUUGGUUAUUAUUUAAAAAAGCGAGCUAAUUUUUAAAGAAUGUGUGCUUGCUUUAUUAUGCUUUCUUCGAAUGAAGAGCCUUCGGAUCAGACGAUAAAACACAAGUUGAUACAAUAUUUCGAAGCAUUUAAAAAAAGAUACAGAUACUUGUUUGUGAUAUGAUAUCUACUCAUCCGUUUGUCACUCACAUUCAUUUCAUAAGAUGAGGAAUAGUUGUGAAAAGGGAGAUUAAGUGUAUGAACACAGACGAAGGCAAAAAGAAAGAUGGCUUCAGUAACCUUUUUAUAAACAUCAAUUUUUUAUAUUUUAUAAUAACACUAGCACUAAUAGGAGUGGCGAACGGUGCAGGUGGAGAAAUACAAGCUCUUUAAAUGUGCUCGUCUGCUUCAAUAUUUGUCAAAUUGUGUUUAUUUAUUCCCAAGGGCACUGCAGUUUUUGGAAUUGAGGCUUUAAAAUGUCUUUGAUGUGUUUUUAGCGAAGAUGCAAAAAAGGUAUAUUUGUAAAGUGACAUUCAUUUUCCUCUCCAUCAUGAUCUCCUCAAAUUUUUCAAUUCAACAAAUGACAGCA